Scleropages formosus (Asian bonytongue) is the source of this 5530-nucleotide messenger RNA. RefSeq names its product StAR related lipid transfer domain containing 13b (gene stard13b). The coding region runs from base 147 to 4541 and encodes 1464 amino acids. The transcript is spliced from 17 exons. Gene Ontology annotation, molecular function: protein binding; GTPase activator activity; lipid binding. Gene Ontology annotation, biological process: signal transduction; actin cytoskeleton organization; regulation of Rho protein signal transduction. The record is from RefSeq and is a predicted model, not a curated record. Lineage: Eukaryota; Metazoa; Chordata; Actinopteri; Osteoglossiformes; Osteoglossidae.
ACUGCUGAGACAUUAAAAUGAGUGACGCACUGCCGUCCAGCUGAUUGCAAUGUUUCAUCGGUGUUGGAAACUAUGGCCAAAAGUUGUUUUGCUCUCAGAGACCUGCGCAUCCACUGUAUAGCACAAGUAUACUUGUAGACUGUGGAAUGGAAGCUGCAACCAUGGCGACAGUGGAAGGACCACAGGCACUGCCCAUGCCAGUGCUGCCCAUGAGGACCUUUCCAGUGCUGGAUGACUCUACCGGAAAGGCUGUGGAAAACACCUCAUCUCUCAGAGACAGCCUACCACAUGGUAGAGGUGUCACCUUUGGAUCUGGGCCCCUGGAGCGAGGCGUUUGGGAGCCUUCCAAGGACUGGGUGAUAGAGAGCCACCCUAGUGGUGUCAUGAGGGACUGUGAUAAUGGUCCGUCUGCCGCUCAGGGCUGUGCUACAGCAACAUGGCCAGGCUUGAAGAAGUUACCUCCUAAUAUCACACUGCCAGGCUUCGCUGAAGAGACAGACAACACAUCCAGUCAUGGGUUUUCUCCUUGUGAAUCAAUCCAUGGUUCUGAUUCACUUGAUUCCCUGGAAGGAGUGAGUCAUCACCCCUCUGGUAUCCUUACAGACAGCUGGAUGGAAGGGGGAGUUCCAGCUACAGUGGGUCCACAUUCGGAGCUCAUCCAUUCCUUAUCCCAGCUGGGCCUGCUAGAGGAACUAGGCAACAGGCCUUGGGUACCUGGCCACCAGGCCAAAGAGGAGCAUGCUCAAGAUCUUCUGCGGUGCUCUUUAGAGCGCAGCGAUGUGUUUUUGCCAUCAGACACACCACAGAGAGCCUUUUCCAUCCCCACACUCCUUGCCUGCCCUCAUCCUCACAGACUAGCCCUCCCAGUAGUGUGUAGCCAGGCCCCUGAACCAUCCUGUGCCCCACGGGAGCUCCCACACAUUGUGAAGCUGAAGCCCAGUUCCAUCGCAUUCUCAAGCUGGAACUUCCCUGCCACCGCUGGCCGGACAUCUUUGGUCUGUGGGAAUUUAGAUGGCAGCGCAGGGUCUUGCACUACGAGCAGGGACGUGCUCCCUGACCUGCUGCAACACGAGGCCCAGCAAGACGAGUCACCACUGGUUCUGUCUUCCUGGUCCAAGACCAUGACCCAUCUGAUGAGAAAGCUGGACCAGCUCAACGUGGACAUCGAGGAGGCCUUGAGUGGUAGCUCAUCACCCACCGACACACCCAGUGUCACGCGGAAGUGGCCCUCGGCCGCUGUCUCGGGGACCGCAGCUCACCGAGCCUCAAGCGACCACAGUGAACUCCGCAGCGUGGACGACACAGGAUGCCAAAACCCGGAUAGCCUCUCCGCCCUGCACCAGUCUGCUGUAGAAGCCAAACCUCAUCCCAGGAAAAGAGAGGCAGCUGUGAAGAUGAGCCAUGAAGAAGCAGAGAUUGAAGCAAAGGAGGCAUGUGACUGGCUACGAGCAGCUGGCUUUCCUCAAUACGCCCAGCUGUAUGAAGAUUCCCAGUUCCCCGUAGAUAUUUCAUCUGUGAAAAGGGACCAUGACUUCCUGGACAAAGACCUUGUGGAGCCUCUUUGCCGGAGACUCAACACCUUGAAUAAGUGUGCCUCUAUGAAACUUGAUGUGAACCUUCCCAAAAAGAAGAGCGAAGACUCUGAUGAGGACGACUUGUUUGCGAUCAGCGAUAGAUGGACCUUUGAGUGGAGCAGCCGUCGAUGGUCCAGGCUACAGGAUAUUGACGGUAUCCUGGGCGGUGUGGAGGGUCCGAGCCCAGCCAACCUAGUCCUGAGGAACACCACCAGCAGCGAGAGUGUGCUGACUGACUUGAGCGAGCCUGAGGACUCGUCCCUGCACAGCGAGGGCAGCGGGGGCAGCGGGGGCAGCGGGCCCUCCAACAGCUCACAGCACACCUGCUCCGACACCGCUGCCAUGCCUGAUUCCACAUCACUGAGCCCCUCGCUGCCCCGCGACGUCCCACUGUACGGCUCGCUGCCGGUCCAGGGUAGCCGGCACGGGCGUGCACGGGCUAAAGACUUCCUGCGGCGCAUGGAACUACUGCGCACGCGGGGUACCGGAGGAUCAGAACGCAGGCCACCACUCAUCAGCGGACCUGUCCUACAGCAAGAGCCUCAGGCGCUAAAGGCAAUGCAUUGCGUGGACAUCAUCAACGGGGAACUGUGUCCUCAGGAAAUGCCGGUGCCACUGCCACCUCGCCAGGGCCUGGCCUCUCAUUCUAGCAGCGAUGGUGGUAGCCAGUCAGAUGGCAGCGGCAUUAGCACACCCAGCCUGACAGACCGCUGGCUCUGCCAGUCCUCGGACAAGCGCAGCGGCGUGUAUUUGGAGGAUGUAGACAUCUUCAGCGAUGCCCAGCUGAAGAAGGUGGCCGAGCAGAACCGCAGGAAUGAGUUCCGCUCCUAUGAGGACUUGGUGGUGCACAUCCCCAAGGACCACAAGCCAGGUACUUUCCCCAAGGCUCUCUCCAUUGAGAGCUUGUCUCCCACCCACGGUGCCUCGGUCAACGGCAUUGCCGUGGAGUUGCAGCACCAGCCUGGUGCCUGCGAGCCACACCGAGUCAACCAUUGCUGUGGGCGGGGCAGUCGUGUCAGUGUGUACGAUAAUGUGCCUGGGUCCCACCUGUACGCCAGCACUGGGGACCUCAUCGACCUGGAGAAGGAGGACCUUUUUCCCCACCUGGAUGACAUCCUGCAGCACGUGAGUGGCCUGCAGCAGUUGGUGGAUCACUGGUCCCGGAACGUGCUUCCUGAUGGGGAUGGCGCUGGCCAGGCUGCUAGGCCCGCGGCCCCCGUUGUGCUGGACUUUGACGGGAGCUCCGUGCAGGAGGGACAGACAACCCCCAGUGACAGGGACAAGGACAGAGUAUCAAUCAAUGACACUGACUGCUCAGGGAUGCGGGAGAGGCGGGACUCGGGAGUUGGCGCUUCUCUCACAAGACCUAAUCGGUUGCGCUGGCCCAGCUUCCACAUCUCCAAUCGUCUGAGCCGCUCGGUGGCCUCACUGCAGAUCACAAACCAGUCAGCCGGCCAGCUUAGCCUGCUCCAGAAGUUCUCCUUGCUGCGUCUCACCGCUAUCAUGGAGAAGUACUCCAUGACGAACAAGCAUGGCUGGACGUGGUCAGUGCCAAAGUUUAUGAAGAGGAUGAAGGUACCAGACUACAAGGACAAAAAUGUGUUUGGUGUCCCACUCAUCGUCCACGUGCAGCGUUUCGGACAGCCCCUGCCUCUCGGCCUGCAGCAGGCCCUGCAGUACCUGAGGAGCCAAUGUUUGGACCAGGUGGGGCUCUUCCGCAAGUCAGGGGUGAAGUCCCGUAUCCAGGCGCUACGGCAGAUGAACGAGAACUCUCCAGAAAAUGUGAACUACGAGGACCAGUCAGCGUACGACGUCGCAGACAUGGUGAAGCAGUUCUUCAGGGACCUGCCCGAACCGCUGCUCACCACCAAACUGGGAGAGACCUUCCUGCACAUCUACCAGUACGUACCCAAGGAGCAGCGGCUGCAGGCCGUGCAGGCGGCCAUCAUGCUGAUGUCAGACGAGAACCGGGAGGUGCUGCAGACUCUCCUGUGCUUCUUGAGCGAUGUCACCUCGUCCGUGGAGGAGAACCAGAUGACACCCAUGAACAUCGCUGUGUGUCUGGCACCAUCCCUCUUCCACCUCAACAUCCUCAAGAAGGAGAACCUGUCACCCAGAGCCAUGCAGAAGAAAUAUGCCACAGGGAGGCCGGAUCAAAAGGACCUGAAGGAGAACCUUGCAGCAACCCAGGGGCUGGCCCACAUGAUCACAGAGUGCAAUCGGCUCUUUGAGAUCCCCCAUGAGAUGGUGACACAGUCGCGGAAUUCAUACAUGGAGGCUGAGUUGCAGGCCCCCACGCUCGAGGAGCUGUGCAAGCAGCGGGAGCAAGAUGAUGGCUCUUACCAGACCCACAUGGAUGGCCUGGUCCAGAACCUGCUCUGCGAGGCCCGCGACAAGUCCAAGGGCUGGGUGUCCUGCUCCAGCGCCAAUAACACAGAGCUUUCCUACAAGAAGGUGGGUGAUGGGAACCCACUGCGGCGUUGGCGGGUGUCAGUGGAGGUGGAGGCCCCUCCCUCGGUGGUGUUGAACCGCGUGCUGCGAGAGCGCCACCUGUGGGAUCCGGACCUGCUGCAGUGGAAGGUGUGCGAGACCCUGGACAGGCAGACGGAGGUCUACCACUAUGUCCUCAACCGCAUGCCCCCCCACCCCAGCCGUGACUUUGUGGUGCUCAGGGCGUGGCGUGUGGAGCUGCCAAAAGGCGCAUGCGCUCUGGUGUCUGUGUCUGUGGAGCACGAGGACAGCCCACCCACAGGCGGGGUCCGGGCUGUGGUUCUGGAGUCGCAGUACCUGCUCGAGCCGUGUGGGUCCGGAAAGUCUCGCCUCACUCACAUCUGUAGAAUUGACCUCAAGGGACGGACACCUGAGUGGUACAACAAGGCCUUCGGUCACCUGUGCGCAGCGGAAGCCGCCCGCAUCCGUAAUUCCUUCCGGCCGCUAACAGCCGAAGGCCCAGAGACCAAGAUCUGAGCAUCCGGGUGUCUUUCAGAACAGCACAGGGCUGAGCCCAUGGUGCGGGGAAGGGGGUCGGGACCAGGACCCAGGGCCCUGGCAUAGUUGGGUUCCAAGGAAGCAGAAAGAGGCGCCUUUGGCCUCCUGCCAUCGACUAAGUGAGAGGCCGUCUCUCACUGGUGCUGCACCUCGCUCGACACGGGGAAGGCCACGCAGCCAGCUGCUGUUCCCUAAAUUAGCCUUAGCGUCAUUGUUAUACCUUUGCUGAUAUCGUUGUUAUUGUUACCAUGGUAAUAAUGCUAGUGUCAUUGCUCUGGUCAGUAUCUUACUCUACAAUGUCUAGGACAUUUAAACAGUGGAAAGCUUCUGGGAAGCAAGUUUCUUUCAUUCAUUUUAAACACAAGAGUUAUAUAUAAAUGCAGAUGAAGUCUGAAUUGCGUGUGUGUGUGUGUGUGUGUGUGUGUGUGUGUGUGUGUGUGUGUGUGUGUGUGUGUGUGUUUAUCAGUAUGGACUGUACAAAUUGUAUAUACUAUGACAUGCUAAACUGGCAAACUGUUUCCUAUGGCCGUAUGCUGACUUCCACGUAACAGUGACCUAUCAAAUUGUACAAAUUUAUACAGUAUUGUAAGCUGGUUUUACUACGCUUCUUUGGUACUGUUUCUGUCUGAGAAUGGGUGUAAUUUAAUUUGACUUAACCCUGAAGUUUGGGGGAUAAAAUUUUAUGACUCAGGUUUGACCAGUUCAUGCCUGCUCACGUUGUACUUGACCAUGUUUGAAUGGGGAGAAUCAUGUGUCUAAAACAAUGAAAAUAUUAAAAAAAAAAAAAAAAAACCUUCAUGUAUUGAAGGCGUUGUUUGCUUCACUUAUAUCCUGUUUUGUGUUUCGAUGAACUACAUUACAAGGGUGAGGACAGAAGAGCUGUGCCCCCUAGACACUGACGCUUCUAAGGCGUUUGCACCUCCCUUUAAUACACAACCAGUUAUGUCCACUGCCAUGCAAGGGAGGAG